Messenger RNA from Rhinocladiella mackenziei CBS 650.93, 1320 nucleotides. RefSeq lists its product as uncharacterized. NCBI's taxonomy places the organism in Eukaryota, Fungi, Ascomycota, Eurotiomycetes, Chaetothyriales, Herpotrichiellaceae. The coding region runs from base 1 to 1320 and encodes 439 amino acids. The transcript is spliced from 3 exons. The record is from RefSeq and is a predicted model, not a curated record.
AUGAACCCACUACGUUCGAUUUCAAUAGUUCGCCGACAUAUCCUUCAUGCAAGCGAAAUCCUGUCCUCCUCUCCAAUCGCGAUCGAGAACUGUGUCGAUUUCUACUUCACCAACACGUACACCACAGCAUGGAUCCUGAGCCGCCGGAUUCUAACAGACUCCAUCUCGUCUCACCUUGCGACUGACGCCGGAUUGUACUGUUUCACGGUAUCGCUGUGUGCCUUCGUCAUGGUCCAGUCCGGUAUGAACCUCCCAGGAGCUCCAGGAAGCUACUACGGAGGUGAACCUCCAGAAAUCUGUUAUGGCUACGGCAAUAUACUUCUUGACGUUGCCAUUCGUGUUCGAAAGUCUAUCAAUUUAUAUCGACUCACCGACCUUAAGCUCCAUCCUACUGCCGCUCUGGUUCAAAUCAUGGAUAUGCGUGAAGAGGCAUCCUACCCAGUCGAAGACCCCGUUGAAAGCAUAGCUUAUGCUAUGGAACGGCAUCGACCGCUAAGUCUACAUCCGACGAUAGAACUGUCCACGCCCCAAGAAUCGCACGAAGAAGGCGUCAUAUCUGGAUUUCUACAUUUGGUCGACCUAUUCCGGUGCGCUGAUGAGGAAUUCAUGGCCCGUGGAAUAAAGCGAAAAGCAAGUGCUUGUCCACUUUUUGAUCGCAAUUUCGACAAACAGCGGACAGAUGCGUUACCGCCGGAACUCAAAACAACUGAAAGCCAAACAGCAGACAUUCAAAUCACGUUACAUUGGCUCAAAACCAUGGUCUGGCAACUAUCUAUCACGAAUGGAGGCCUGUCCUCCAGUUCUUCCGACUCAUCCGGGACGUUCAAGUAUCCGAUUGACGUGGCAAGAGACCUGAUCAAAGACGUUGAAAAGUUAUCACUAGAUUCUGUGGAAGUUCAUGGAAUCGGCUUAGUUGAGAAACUAUUCGACGUCGCUUGUACUCGGACGGAUGUGAUCUCAUGCGUCGCUUUGGAGCCAGUUUCAAACCCAGACACCGAAACGCCGUCAGACGGUCUGAACGAGUUCCUGAACCUUAAUUUCCCAGCCUCGCGGCGGCACAUCUCGCUACCUUCCAUUGCUGCUUGCCCAAGUUUCCGAAAGUCGACCAAGCAUGCCGCCGCGGGUAACCAUCUUCCCAUACCAACGCCCCGGAAGGGCGCACCGUUUCCCACAGUAAAGGGAAUGGGUGGUUUUGACGCCACAGGAAUAGCUUUAUCCACUUCGAAUACCGGUCCACAAACAUACGGCGGUCGGGGCUGGAUGUUCGACAUCUAUGGUCCGAGGAUCCCAGAGAGUGAGGUGAACAUCGCACCGCCAUAG